AUGAGCAAGACGAGCCAACUUGACCGAUACUCACUUAUGAUUGUCUCAAAAUAUUUCAAAAACAUCGGUGACUUCAUUAAAAUCAUUAAGGUGUGCAAAAAGUUCCAAGAAGUACCCGCGAUGUUUCGCUACAAUCCCAUAUACCUCUUCUCUCACUUUAACUUCUUUCCAAACGUCGAGACGUAUCAUCUUUACAAAAAAAAUGAAUGCCCUCCUGCAGGUUAUUUUCAUUAUGUCUAUGAAUACCCAAUAUCAUACACUGACUACCUAAAAAAGAAGUCGCCCAAUUCCACUUUCACACAUGUCAAUUAUACAUUAGCCGACUUUAUAAAGUAUAAAAAACAUGAAGGUGCGACCCAUUUAUGUGGACAGACGUUUCAAUACUAUGAAGAUAAAAAGGUUGGUUUAGACUUGAGUGGUAUUGUUUCGCUUGGUAAUUAUGGCUUUCAUAAUUGCUCAACACUCACGAGUAUUAUAUUAAACAAGCGAGUGAGAGAACUCCCACCUCGCUGUUUUAACAAUUGUUUGUCUCUGAAAGACAUCGAUAUUUCUAAUGUCAAAAUAAUUGGUGAUGUGUGCUUCGGGUCGUGCACUAAAUUGACUGCAAUUACUUUGGGUGAAGUGCUUAGUGUCGGUCAUGAAUCGUUUUACGACGCGUUUAAUAUCAAAUCAGUGAAAAGUGUUGGAACAACCAAGUUAGACGCGUUAAUCAAUUUGUCGUCAUCAAAAGCAUUUGGUUCAAUUCCUCACAAAUUACUCAUUUCAGCAAUGGACAUAAGAGGUUUAAACGACGACCAGAAAAUUAACGCCUUUCAACUCCCCGCCGACGAAUAUGGAAUAGACGCUUUUCAGGGAGUUAUUGGAAUUGAAGAGAUGGACAUUCCUAAAAGUGUUACACGAAUUAGGUCACGCGCACUUAUGGGGACAAAAAUAAAGAAACUCGACCUUUCAAAUGUUGUCAAAAUUAAUGAUAAUGAUGGACUUGAUGAAGUCACGGCAUUGACUAUUCCAGCUGAUUUGGAGUUCGACAGCUUGCCAUUUUUAAGCAAUCUGAAAAGUAUCAAAAGUGUCAGAGGAAACAGUCUUGUCUCCCCAGUGGCCUGUUUUAUGAAAGAAAUUUUAGAGAAGGUCGGACUGACGUGUAAACAAUUUGUAUAUACCAAGAAAGACUUUUUAUUAACGAAUGGUGUCAUUCCCGAUUUUUGCGGUCGAAUUGCAUUCAACGUUUUUAAUGAUGUUGAUGUGUUAAACAUAGAAAUACCAAAAACAGUUUCAAGUCUUGGGUGGGGCAAUUUCACAGAUUGUAAGAAAGUUGAAAAAAUUACAAUUUUGUCGGAAACAAAUGACACAAUUUAUAUAGACAGCUGCCCAAACUUACUCGAAAUUACAAUAAAUAGUACUGGGAGAUUCGAAAUUGUUAGAUGCAAAAAACUCGAGAAAGUCAUUUUCAAAGAAAUACCAUCAUACAACAAAAGAUAUCAGCCUAUGUUUUUACACUGCAGAAGUCUUAGGGAAAUUUUUAUUGAAACUCCUCCUAAGGACUUGGUGUAUAGAGAUAGAAUGAGCUACGAUUUCGUCAAAUUUGUGAA
This is a messenger RNA of Entamoeba invadens IP1, 1589 nucleotides long. RefSeq lists its product as hypothetical. The record is from RefSeq and is a predicted model, not a curated record. The annotation marks the transcript as partial. The transcript has a single exon. NCBI's taxonomy places the organism in Eukaryota, Evosea, Mastigamoebida, Endamoebidae.